ACACACAGUUUCUCUGCGCUCUUUGGGACCUGAGCAUGAGCUCUGCUGCAUCUCCGCGCGCCUUCAGCUGAAAUGUUGCUCCUCGUGCCCCUGCUCGCGCUCUGCUGUACACGCGCAGCUUUCGCUCAGAACCAGUAUGAAGCGGAUCUUUCCGACGAUGUCGCGCUUGAGGACGAGCUGAUUUCAGAACUGGACUUGGGCGAUGCACCGCGCAGAGUCCCUCGGCAGGUGAAAAACGUUUUAAGAAAGGAAACUAAGCCACACAUACAGGAGUUAUCUGUGUCGACCACCAUCAUCUCGCGCUAUGCUUUCACCGCUGUGUCCUGCACUAUGUUAAACAGACUCAGCGCAGCAUCUGAGGCGACUUUCACGUUUCCCGUCCCGGCAUCUGCCUACAUCUCCAACUUUACAAUGAUUGUGGGAGGGAGAGUCUUCCCCAGCCAGAUCAAGGCAAAGGAAAAGAAACUGAAAAAGGACAGAAAGGAGAACAACGGCGCACCAAAGAACAAAGACUCUGCAGAGGACAGUGAGGGUGAGAUGGAGAUGUUUCGAAUGUCCGUUAAGAUCCCUGGACGAAACCGGGCCAUCUUUCUUCUGACGUAUGAGGAGCUGUUGCAGAGACGGCUGGGUUAUUACCAGCACGUGACGAGUGUUAGACCCAUGCAGCUGGUCAGCAAGCUCAGCGUGGCCGUUACCAUCGUAGAGCACUCCCGCAUUAAGUCCCUGGAGGUUCUCCCUUUACGCAGAAGCAGAACAUCUGGCUCCAGGAACAGCAGCAAGACAGACGGUAAUGUGGGUAUGCCGCCUUCCACAGUUAUCCGACAGAAUGAGACGUUCUGCAAGAUCACUUUUACUCCUAACAUCGUGCAACAGGUCAGGAUCGCCAACAACGGCAUGCUGGGAGAUUUCAUAGUGCGCUAUGAUGUGGAGAGAGAAUUGGGAAUUGGUGACAUUCAGGUACUGGAUGGACACUUUGUGCACUACUUCGCCCCCAAAGACUUGCCCGUCGUACCCAAGAACGUUGUGUUUGUCAUUGACACCAGCGCCUCCAUGCUGGGGACCAAAAUAAAACAGACCAAAGAAGCUUUGUUUACUAUCCUGGGUGACUUGCGUCCAAACGAUCAUUUUAAUUUCGUCAGUUUCUCCAACCGUGUGCGUGUGUGGCAGCCGGGCAAGCUGGUGCCCGUUACGCCGAUCAACGUACGUGAUGCCAAGAAGUUUAUCUACAUGAUCUCACCGACUGGAGGCACAGACAUUAACAGCGCCCUUCAGGCUGGCUCAACAUUGCUCAGAGACUACCUGUCACAAAAGGAGCAGCCGAAUCAUAACAGCGUGUCCCUCAUCAUCUUCCUCACUGAUGGACGGCCCACAGUGGGUGUGGUCCACACACCAGUCAUUCUAGGAAAUGCAAAGGAAGCCGUGCAGGAGAAGUUCUGCAUCUUUACCAUCGGCAUGGGCAACGACGUUGACUAUAAGCUCUUGGAUCGCAUGGCGCUGGAGAACUGUGGCACCAUGAGGAGAAUUCCAGAAGAUGCUAAUGCUAGCACCAUGCUGAAAGGAUUCUACGCGGAAAUCGGCACCCCUCUUCUCUCAGAUGUUCGUGUUGCAUAUUCAGAAGAUGCUGUGGAGUACGUCACGCAGAACCUCUUCUCUAAUUACUUUAACGGCUCCGAGUUAGUUGUAGCUGGAAAGCUGACGAAUCGCAGCUCGGAUUCUCUCCACGUGCAGGUGACGGCCAGCAACAGCGAUCGCAGCCUGGUGAUGGAGAAGGACAUCUCUCUGAUUGAGCUUGAGCGUGAAACUAAGCGGCGUGUGGAGGAGGCGGAAGCCGGACCGAAUGCAGAUGGUUACGUCGAACGCCUAUGGGGCUUCCUAAGCGUGAAGGAUGGACUUAAUGGGCGAUUAAAGAGCCACACCAGCUCGGAAAGGGAGAACUUCACUCAACGCGCCACCAAGCUUUCGCUCUCUUACAACUUCCUCACGCCAUUAACAGAAAUGAAUGUGGAGACACCUCAAGUGCUCGCUGAUGGAAGUAUGGUAAAAGCUGAGGCUACAGAAGCUCCACCGAUACAAACAGAUCUGGAUAAUCAGGUAGCAGAAGAGGAGACCGUUGGCGAGACGCCUCAAAGCUUGCACAGGUUAAAGGAACAGCCUGCAAGAGUGUCCAUCGCUAGCAAGGUCACAAAUGGAAUUAAAAUACCUGCCAAAAAGUCUGUCACCAUAUCCAAAACAUCAGCGGAUGGAGAUCCUCACUUUGUGGUUGAUUUCCCUCUCAGCAAACUUACUGUGUGUUUUAACAUUAAUGGAGAGCCCGGAGACGUCCUCCGCCUGGUGACCGACCAUAAACACUCUGGCGUAACUGUAAACGGGAAGCUGAUUGGCGCACCAGCACCUUCCGGCAGUCACAAGCAGCAGCGCACGUAUUUUAGCUCCAUCAUUAUCGUUGUUAACAAGCCAAAGCGCUCGUAUAUCGAGGUGACGCCGCGUAAGGUCAUCGUGGAUGGCCUUGAUCGCCUCGUCCUUCCCUGCAGUUCAAGUGUCACUGUGGAUAACAAAGAUGUAGCAGUGGCGAUAGUCGCUAACGCCAACGUCACGGUUACUAUUCAAGGAACAAUCCAGUUCAUCAUCUUGAUGCAUAUUUAUAAAAACCCCGCCCCUUACCAACGAGACCACCUGGGCUUCUACAUAGCGGACAGCAAGGGACUAAGCAAGGACACACACGGACUGUUAGGUCAGUUUAUCUAUGAAGAAGUAACGCUUACAAAGCUUCCUGCAGCAACAGGAAACAUCACUAUAGCAACAGGAAAUAACACACAAGAAGUAAGCAUUACCCAGGGUAACCCUCAGCCUGGUCACUUGGCCCUAAAGGUUAAGAAGCGCACUGUGGAUGUGGUGAAGAAGAGCAGGCAUAUUUACUCCGGGGCAUAUACCGUACACUGCUGGUUUGCCAGGAAUAAUGCUGCUAAACUGAUUGAUGGACAAUACAAGGAUUAUGUAGUGUCUCACAUGUUUGACACAGAGGACUGGCUUCAUGGGUCAAAUACACACUGAGACACACAGACACAUAAUCACAGAAGAGCUUAGUCAGGUAUAAAGCAAAAAGCCAAAGAACUGAAGAAUUCUAUAUUCAGUGUAGAGUGUGCAUUAUAUCUGAAUUAUAUUAUGGCACAAUUAAACUUUUUAUAAAUGUUAUAUUUUUUUGUAAAUUUUUAAACUCAAAUGUUUUUCUAAUUGUUUGAGAAUUUUAAACUAAUAAUGUAGAUGUGAUUUUAAGAUAACAAAAGCUAAAAAAAUUUAAAACCCCUGUAGCUUUUUAGAAGAACAUUUAAAUAUAGGAAUACAACUACGAUGGUAUUUAUCUAUGGUGAUGUUUAUUUUAUGUUUUCAAUAAAAAAUAAUAUAAUAUAAAUGUGAUAUUUGUAAAGUAAAUUUAGGACUGGUUGUUGCUUCGACAGGAAUUUUGGAAGUCCACUUUUGCCUGAUUUUAGAUUAGGACUAUAUAACAAUGUCUGCACCUAUAUCUACAAGAAUAUCUGUAUUCAUAUGGAUUUACUAAUCAAAAUACUGUAUGUGAUCCUUCAUAUGAAGUCAGGUAUUAAGUCCUACAAGUUAGUUUUGCAUCAUGGCCAAUAGUGAGUGCAUUCGGUUAAAGGUGUCAAAUUUUCAAUUUCGACAAAAAUCAGUUAAAAAAUAUCUUUCUGAUCUUUUUUUUGCUGUAAAACUGCACUGCUGUUAAAAAAAGGGAAAAGUCAUGCAGAUUAGGCUAAUUGGCGUUCUCAAAUUGGCUGUAUUGUGUGCAUGCGCAUAGGAAUGUUGACUGGAGGUCCUACCAUGGACUUAACAAUAGGAAUAAAAACAAUGGCAAUCACCAUUGACCUCCACAGUCCCUAGUUGGACUACAAAUUUUCCUGGAUGGACGGAUGGUAUCUAUCUAUCUAUCUAUCUAUCUAUCUAUCUAUCUAUCUAUCUAUCUAUCCAUCCAUCCAUCCAUCCAUUUAUGUCUGUACUUACUUGUGCACACAACUCAGUAAAGCUAUUUAUUAUUAUAUACAUUUAUUCAAUUUUGAGUUUCCAGGUUGCUACUUUUUAUUAAGUAAAUGUUGUUUAUCCAAGGAAAAAGAAGAGAAGCAGUGGCUCAUUUAAUAUUCUCUGGUGUGUGACUUUAAAAGGGACAAAGCUAUUACUUAG
Molecule: messenger RNA, 4188 nt
Organism: Clarias gariepinus (North African catfish)
Lineage: Eukaryota; Metazoa; Chordata; Actinopteri; Siluriformes; Clariidae
Gene: itih5
Product: inter-alpha-trypsin inhibitor heavy chain 5
Exons: 14
Coding region: 73-3051 (992 amino acids)
Biological process (GO): hyaluronan metabolic process
Molecular function (GO): serine-type endopeptidase inhibitor activity
Source: RefSeq, a predicted model, not a curated record